This is a messenger RNA of Uranotaenia lowii, 2939 nucleotides long. RefSeq lists its product as uncharacterized. Gene Ontology annotation, biological process: positive regulation of cytokinesis. Gene Ontology annotation, cellular component: microtubule; spindle pole; centrosome. The transcript has 6 exons. The record is from RefSeq and is a predicted model, not a curated record. Bases 504 to 2039 code for a protein of 511 amino acids. NCBI's taxonomy places the organism in Eukaryota, Metazoa, Arthropoda, Insecta, Diptera, Culicidae.
CAGUCUUCCGUGGACCGUUGAAGCUAUCGCAGGAGGACCUAGCAAGUCCUGCUCUGCGCCCAAAAGUCGGGGUGACCUGGCCCCGGGGACAAAAAAAGAAGGGAAGUGGAAGUGUGCGGCUCAGUGCAAUCGAAAGCGCGCGGGAAAGUGAUUUGAUUUGAGCUGUGCCGUUGUUGUUGUUGUUUUUGUCUAGUGGAUUCCAGGGUAAUAAUAAUUUCAAAACGAGGCCGACGGAUCUGGGUUAAAAGUGAAUUGUUGCCCCUUCGGGUUGUGUUCUGUGAAAAUCGAUAAGGAUUCGUUCGUCGGUGUCGCGUCGCGUGGAUCCUCUGAUGGAUCCGUUUCUGAUGCGAGUGAGUGCCCUCGAGAACGUCUUCGCCAACUUCGAACAGCAGCUUCCGCCUCAACAGAGCUGGUAUCCCCCGGCACCGGGAGUUUCCUACUGGGGUCAGUUCCAUUCCAAGAAUAGUCCUCACUACUGCCACUGCUGCUGCUGUCUCUGGUAGAUGGGCGGCGUUUCCAACAAUCCCCAGGAUCAUCCGGUGCUAUGGAGCCACCAGUUGAAGCGAAUUCAGGAGAAACAGAUUGCUGACAGCAGCUUGCGUGAGUUCCAGCACCGGAAGUACGUGGAGCGGGAGUCGCGUGCCAAAGAGCAAGCACAUUUUCCUCUCUUUCAGUACCGGGAAGUGAUGGAGCGCUACUCGCCGUGGGGCCGAAAAGGGGGCGGAGCACCGAACGAUUCCGUCCGGAUGCGGAACAUCCAGCAACAGGGCCUCUUUCCGGACUCGAGAAAUCUUCCAACCGUUCCGAUCCUGAUGAUUUCGCCUGUUUCUUCUGCUCCUUCCAACAACAACAACAACAACAACGAUGACUGGUUCCGGCGCACCGCUGCGGCCGUAAUCCACGGGCAGGACUUCCGGAAUCCGACGAUGGGUGGUGCCGGAGGUGGUGCUACCCGAACCAAGGGGUGCAGUGCUGGAGGUGGCGGGGCCCCACUGCGUAGCGCUUCCGGCCAGAUCGUGACCGGGUUUACGGAUGAUCCGAUCAUCAGCUUCAACGAUGCCAACCGGUAUCACGUGGACAACGAGCUGCGGUACAAGACGUCGGCGGCCCAGAAGCAAUCGUAUCGGGCCGAGUUGGAUCGGAUUGUGGCGGAGAAGGAGAACCGGCGAAAGACGCGGAGCUCGGAGGCCGACCCGAAGACGAAUGGUGGCCCUUGGGGCAAACCCGGUCCCGGUGGGAAACCAUGGAGGCCUCCGAAGAACAUUGGUCACAAUUUUAUGAAAUCGAUGGGUUGGACCACCAAGGAAACCCUGCAGGAUCUGGACAUCGAAAUAGUGACCAAGAUGCAGCGGCAGCUGGAGGAGGAAAACAAAUAUCUGAAACGGUUCUCGAACUGCUGUUCCCGGUGCGUGUGCCAAUGCGUUAGCAACAGUCUGGAUCCUCCUGCGAUGGCGGCCCCGGGAAGUGCCCAGGUGUCCCGCCCCGUUGUAAGCCCUCCGAAAUACCAACAAACGCCUCCAGCCACUGCCCCUUCGAGUCAGGUUCAGCAAUCGAUGAUGGUCGGCCGGAUGGAUGAACCGAAUCCGAGCACCGACAAGAUCACGGAUCGACGAGUUCCUCGGCUGUGCCAGCAGAAUCAGCAUGCAACCUUGGGGCGGGCCCCAGCAGCUGCUAGGAAGGGUAGCAAAGUGCCGCCCACCCGAAACUGUAUGAUCACCGGAGGGGUGGAGCUGGUACCUCUUUUGGCCAAACGCCGAUCGCAAGCGCGCCCCAUCAGCCUCGGAACUACCGAUGUGACCAAGAUCGAUAAGUACAUCUACAAUGGAAAUCGCUGCGGAGAUCAGUACUUGCAGGAGCUUUGCUUCCAGAUGAGCCAGAAGCAACGGAACACGCAAAACAGCCGAACGGCAGACUUCGAGAGCAGCCGACAGCACUUCGAGGCGUGGUCCACGUUCUGGGGCCGUCCCGGACAUGGCGCGCCCACCCAAAACACCCAAAUGCACAACCUGGACAACCUGCUUUACUCAGCGCCCCGGUAAAGCGGAACUUGUACCAGACUGAUAGGAGUCAACGUUUUUAAAGCACCAAAGCACACAAUCUCACACUUCCUGAACGAGAGAAGCCUCCAGUAGUUGAUCUUUUUUUUUUUAUUAUUGUUUACAAUUAGAGUUAAAUUGACCGAGAUCUGAGGAGAUCGAUUUUGUUCACUUGUUUCGAAACAAGUGAUAACAAAUUCAUAAUUGAAACAAAAACUAACUUACUGAACACCAAACUUAUUCAAACUUUGUCACGACUUGUGACUCACUAGAAAAGGUAAUAUGUAUCAACUUAUUAUUGCAUAAAGUUUAUUCAAAUCAAAUCAUUAACAGUAGAAUGUUGUAGGAAAAUAAACAAUUUAACGGUUAGCAAAUCUCUGAAAUUGAAAGUUUAUCCACCAUGAAUAUUUAAUCACAGAAAGCUAAAGAGUAGACAAAAUGGAAUUACAAAGAAAUUUAAUCACGUUAGUCAUAUGAUGAUUCACAAUAUAGAAAAGGAAAUUAACCUAGUUUAAAAUUUAUCUAAUCUGUUCGAGUUUAAGAGAAAAAAGUUACCAGUUGACAGUAAACUGAGUUAUGAAAAUUCUAGAAUAGCGUCUAACGUCGUUAAAAAAAAGUUUUUAUUCGACUUAUAAAAAAUAUAAAAAUCAUUCUACCCAAAAGCAAAACUGAACGCUUCCUCCCAUAGGUUAAGUGUAUAAGAAAUAUUCUCGAUUGACAUGACUGUUGAACAUAGUGCGGCUCUAGCUUAUACGAACAAUAUGAAAGAAGCAAUGAAUAGUGUAGUGUAGUGUAGUUGAAGUAUUCAUUAAGUCGAAUUUAACAUUAGGUUUAAGACAUGUUACUAAUGGUAUGAUGAUGAGUUACAUCAAAAAGUAAAAAAAAAUUAUAUAAUAAAAUGGG